UGCCCUCCCUCCCUUCCUCUCACUCCCUCGCUCUCGUCCUACAUGAGCCGCGCGCACACACUCAGAGCCGUUGAGCCUUACUCUAAACUCCACACGUUUCAGACCCCGACGCUCACACUCUGUUGAUGCACUGCUCCGCUUCCCUCCACUGGAUAUUCUUUCUAAGGUGCUUGUUUUUCUUUUUUCUUGUUUUAUUUUCUUUUUUUUUCUGAAUGGGCAUCUGUGCCCAGAAUGAGGAGCUUUUGAAUGGACUGACCCGCUUGCCAGCCAGGCGAAAAAACAAAGCGCGGCAGCUGCGAUUCAGUUAAGGAGAGGGAUGCUGAGAGGUCAAGUGAGGAGCAGCAGAACCUCUUAGUAGUCUGGAAAUACAAAGACACGUGAGGAGAAUCGUAAAAGACGAGGAAAGACACAGAGGGAGGAGGAUGGUUCAUCACAGAGAGGAGGACCUGAUUGGGAUCCCUUUCCCCAACCACAGCAGUGAUGUCCUCUGCAGCCUCAACGAGCAGAGACGCGACGGGCUGCUCUGCGACGUCAUCCUCAUCGUCCGUGACCAGGAGUACCGCACCCACCGCUCUGUUCUGGCUGCCUGUAGCCAGUAUUUUAAGAAGCUCUUUACGGUGGCGACCACAGAAGGUGGAGACCCCCAUCAUACCGCUGCCGCAGCUGUGUAUGAGAUCGACUUUGUGGCUCCGGAGUCCCUCACGGCCAUCCUGGAGUUUGCCUACACCUCUACCCUGACAGUGACUGCCUCCAAUGUCAAGGAGAUCCUGACUGCAGCACAGAUGCUCGAGAUCCCCUGCAUCAUCAACGUUUGUCUGGAGAUCAUGGACAGCGAGGAUGGAGGUGGAGGAGGUGGCAGAGAAGGAAAGGAGGAGGAAGGAGAGGAGGAUGAAGAGGAGGAGGAGGAAGAUGAGGUGGACGAGGAAGAAGAGGAGGAUGAGGAGGAAGAUAUGGGCUUCAGGAAGGAUGAGCAAGAGGAGGAGGACAAUGUCAGCGAGAGGUCGCUGCAGUCAUUGGAGAGCAGGGGCGAGCAGACACCUCUGGGGACGGAGGACUCUUCUCCUCCGAGCACUUCCACGUACCAAGGACAGUUAGACCAACUGUCCCAGUCGCAGUCUCCAGACACCUUUAGAGGCAAACAGGAGAGUAUGGAGAGUCGGGCUCUCAAGGAUUUCUCCAUUGAGUCCCUUCUCCAGGAAGGGCUAUAUCCCCGGAUGUCGGCACUCGACCGGAGGGCCAACUUCUCUCCUCUCAUGCCUGGCUUCUACCCCUCUAUGUGGGCUGCAGAGUUCCCAGGUUUCCCCCAUCAGCUCCUGAACCCUACACAUUCCCAUGCUGCAACAACGCCACAAACACGGCUCACUCACACUUUCCCCGCCUCCACACCUCUCGAGCCCUCGAGGCCCCUCGAUCUAGCUGUGAAAAGAGAAAUCAUCAAGGAGGAGAUAAAGGAGGAGGUCCCGCCCAGUCUGCUCCAAGGUGACUUCCUGAAAGAGUUUGUCAGCUCAGGUUUGGGAGGCGCCAUCAAUACCAGAUCGGCGUCGUCAGAGAGUCACAUCAAGGAAGAGGCAGACAUCAGGUCUUACCUGAGCUUUCUGAGCUCUGCGUCCCACCUGGGGGCGCUGUUCCCGCCAUGGCAGUUGGAGGAGGAGAGGAAGAUGAAGCCCAAAGCCUCACAACAGUGUCCCAUCUGCAACAAAGUCAUCCAGGGAGCAGGGAAACUGCCGCGACACAUGAGGACGCAUACGGGGGAGAAACCUUACAUGUGCACAAUCUGCGAAGUGCGAUUCACAAGGCAGGACAAACUGAAGAUCCACAUGCGGAAGCACACAGGUGAGCGCCCCUACAUUUGCCUUCACUGUAACUCCAAGUUUGUCCACAACUACGACCUGAAGAACCACCUGCGCAUCCAUACUGGCGUCCGUCCCUAUCAGUGCGAGCACUGCUACAAGAGCUUUACACGCUCCGACCACCUCCACCGACACCUCAAGAGGCAGAGCUGUCGUAUCUCGCGUCCCCGACGAGGACGGAAACCGACAGCCUGGAGGUCUGCGCCUACCGGCAGCUUCCUGUGCCCUCCCACAGUCACAGCUGGCCAAGUGGAGGAAAGUCCUUCCUACCAGGGGGUAAAGAACCACGGACUGGGGGAGCUCCUCGGCUUCGGCGGCAGAGGUCUAGGGUUUAAGAGCAUGGACGGCUCAGUCAGGGAGAGCAGGGAGGAACGGCAAGCAGAAGGAAGGCAAGCCGCAGAGGAGGAGAAGGCCGGAGGAUUGAGGCAGAGGGGAGUGUUUGCCUUCACCCUAGCAGGAGAAGAAAUGCUUACCCACUCUCCAUUUUAUGCUGCAUCCGCUGACCCAUGGACCAUGAGACUGGAACGGGCUCCACCCAUCCCCGAGUCGGCAAAAUAAACUCCAAUCUGUAGAGUAAAAGUAAGGACAAGAAAAUAUCUUUAUUUCUGUGUCUGUUCUGCUCCAGGAAGCUAAAGCACCUUUUAUAAAAAGGAAAAAGUGAACUUUGUGAAGCCUGCUGAUGUGGCAGUGUUGAAGCUGUUUUUUUUUUUUUCUUCAUACGGUCAAAUUAAGUUAUAAAAUAAUUGUUUAAACCCCAUGAAUGUUUACAGAUAUUUGCAAAGCAUUUGAUGAUCCUGUAAAAAGUUGUUUCUUCACAUGGAAAAUAAUGCACAUCUACAAUGAGAUCUGCCAUACAAUAAAAAAACAAGAGAUUACAGCAGAAAGCAGUUUUGCUAAAUAAAUCGGAUGUGCUGCAGGCAGUUAAAGUGAACCUAAUGAAAGUCUUUUUCCAUAAAUAUUGUGUUUACAUGGUAUAAAUAACCAGAGCUUAAAGCAUUCAUCUGUCCAUUAUUUUAAUUUUUUUUUAUCAGAAAACUUCACAAGUAAAACCACUUGAAGCCUAUAUCAGGAUAUUUGACCACGGGUUAAUAUCUUCCACUGCCUUGUUCUGAUUUAAGCUCCUCAUCUGCACUAUUGUACAUAAACCCUCUGGCCGUGGUGGUGUUAAUUACGGUGAUGUGGCUGAUGGUGUAAAAUAAUCAUAAUAAAAAAACUGAAUAUAUAUGUAUAUUGCUCUUUAAAGACUGAGAAAUCCUUCCAAAGACGAGUACUUUGAUAUCUGACUUGAAUACAACUCUGUCUUAAUAUCUAGAAAUGUGUGUAUCUUCAGAUGCUGUAUAAGUCGGACUAAUCAACAGCCACUUUAGCUACAAAAGUAUGCUCGUGUUAUUUGUGUUAAAGAAGAGUAUGGAGAGUCGGGUUCUCAAGGAUUUCUCCAUUGAGUCCCUUCUCCAGGAAGGGCUAUAUCCCCGGAUGUCGGCACUCGACCAGAGGGCCAACUUCUCUCCUCUCAUGCCUGGCUUCUACCCCUCUAUGUGGGCUGCAGAGUUCCCAGGUUUCCCCCAUCAGCUCCUGAACCCUACACAUUCCCAUGCUGCAACAACGCCACAAACACGGCUCACUCACACCUUCCCCGCCUCCACACCUCUCGAGCCCUCGAGGCCCCUCGAUCUAGCUGUGAAAAGAGAAAUCAUCAAGGAGGAGAUAAAGGAGGAGGUCCCGCCCAGUGUGCUCCAAGGAGACUUCCUGAAAGAGUUUGUCAGCUCAGGUUUGGGAGGCGCCAUCAAUCCCAGAUCGGUGUCGUCAGAGAGUCACAUCAAGGAAGAGGCAGACAUCAGGUCUUACCUGAGCUUCCCGAGCAACAGCCGCUUUAGCUACAAAAGUAUGCUCGUGUUUUUUGGUCCGGUGCAACAAAUCAGCGGGAUCUUUGGCCCAAAUUUUUUCCAUGUAAUGUUCAUCUCUGAUUUGGGUCGCUGAUUAAUGCAAAAAUAAUUUGGACUGAAAUGGGAGAGUAUUUUCUUGCUAUUUAUGUGUAUUUAAAUGAAUGAGCCUUGGCUAUAUUUUGCAAAUCUGUUUUAUAAAGACACUAAAUGUUGA
This is a messenger RNA of Girardinichthys multiradiatus, 3947 nucleotides long. Its product is annotated as zinc finger and BTB domain-containing protein 7C. The record is from RefSeq and is a predicted model, not a curated record. Gene Ontology annotation, biological process: regulation of transcription by RNA polymerase II. The transcript has 4 exons. NCBI's taxonomy places the organism in Eukaryota, Metazoa, Chordata, Actinopteri, Cyprinodontiformes, Goodeidae. Gene Ontology annotation, molecular function: RNA polymerase II cis-regulatory region sequence-specific DNA binding; protein binding; DNA-binding transcription factor activity, RNA polymerase II-specific. Bases 423 to 2408 code for a protein of 661 amino acids.